Desarmillaria tabescens is the source of this 1893-nucleotide messenger RNA. Its product is annotated as P-loop containing nucleoside triphosphate hydrolase protein. Gene Ontology annotation, molecular function: ATP binding; ABC-type oligopeptide transporter activity; ATP hydrolysis activity. The transcript is spliced from 16 exons. The coding region runs from base 1 to 1893 and encodes 630 amino acids. Gene Ontology annotation, cellular component: mitochondrial inner membrane. Gene Ontology annotation, biological process: oligopeptide export from mitochondrion. NCBI's taxonomy places the organism in Eukaryota, Fungi, Basidiomycota, Agaricomycetes, Agaricales, Physalacriaceae. The record is from RefSeq and is a predicted model, not a curated record.
AUGUUAGGAGGAAAUUUUUUGAUGAAAGCUGAUGAAAGAUUUCGGGCCGCCAUUAACCGGAAGGCGUCGGUGAUGACGUGGUCCAUAUCGUCUUUUGCAAACUCCCCGUCGUCGUCAUCAUUUCGUAAAAUUGUGGCAUUAGCGAAGCCUGAACGCAAGCCACUUUCGAUCGCUGUGGGUCUAUUGCUGGUGUCAUCCUCCCUCAUCGAUUUCUUCUCGACAAUAAAUCCGCAGAUUCCAUUGGGAUUGUCUAUUUGGCAAGCUUCAGGGCUGCUCGUACUAUUAUUCACGGCAGGCGCCGCUGCCAAUGCGUCAAGGGCAAUGCUUAUGAGGAUCGCUGGUCAGCGCAUCGUCGCAAGACUUCGAGAACAGAUGUACGCAGCUUCUGUCCGCCAAGAAGUUGAAUUCAUCGAGAAGAGUGAAGGUGAUGUCAUCAGCCGACUCAGCGUUGAUACCAGUGUUGUUGGAGAAAGCGUGACGCAGAACCUUUCUGAUGGACUUCGAGCCGUAAUCAUGUCAUCGGUUGGGUUGGCCGCCAUGUUUUAUAUCUCUCCAACUCUCACUAUGCUGAUGUUGGUCAUUGUUCCACCUGUAUCUUUGGGUGUGGUAUUCUAUGGCCGGUACCUGAAAAAGUUGUCAUUGAGAACGCAGGAGGCGAUGGGAGAAAUGACAAAAGUUGCCACGGAGUCGUUGCCUGCCCUUCGUACGGUUCAAGCCUUCAAUGCGCAAAGUCAAGAACAAGAGAAGUUUCACGAAAAAGUGAUGAAGGUGCUUCAACUGGCCAGGAAAGAAGCCAUUGCUAGUGGUAUAUUCUUUGGCAGCACCGGCUGGAGUGGUAACAUAACACUUCUUGGACUGCUUGGUUAUGGUGGGACUUUAGUAUCACGCGGCGAAAUUUCCGUGGGAGAUUUGACGAGUCUGCUUCUUUAUACGGUCUACGUUGGAAAUGGAUUGCAGAUGAUAACGUAUAGCAUCUACUUUCAGUCAUCUAUCAUGCGUGGUGUUGGGGCAGGAACUCGUAUCUUCGAUUUGCUUGACAGAAAGCCAGCGAUUCCUCCGGACACUGGUAUCACUUUGGAUCACAGUCGGCGUGGAAUAGUGAAGUUUGAAAACAUUCGUUUCGAGUAUCCCAGCCGCCCAGGUGUUGAGAUUCUAAAAGACCUUAAUUUCGAAAUUGGAAUUGGUGAAAGUGUCGCCGUCGUUGGAAGGAGUGGAAGUGGAAAGACGUCCAUUCAUUCCCUGCUUCUACGGUAUUACGAUCCGGUGAGUGGGAAGGUCACCUUUGACGGACAAGAUAUACGCGAAUUCUCUGUCGACUCUUGGCGUGGCAUCAUCGGGGUUGUGCCACAGGAUCCCAUCCUAUUCACGGGGACGAUCGCUUCAAAUAUAGCCUACGGGAAUCCCGCCGCUACUCGGGAACAGAUCGAGCACGCGGCCAGAGAGGCUAACUGUGAGUUUGUAUGGGGCAUGCCAAAAGGAUUUGACACUGAGAUUGGUCGAACGAGUUUAAGCGGCGGACAGCGACAGCGACUUGCGAUUGCCAGAGCCUUACUUAAAAAACCGGCUAUCCUUGCACUAGACGAAGCGACAAGUUCUUUGGAUGCUACGUCAGAGCAUAGGGUAAAUGAUGCGGUGGACAAAAUACUUCGCUCUCGGCAAACUACAUGUCUGUUUGUAGCGCACAGGCUAUCGACGAUUGCUAGAGCCGAGCGAAUAGUCGUUCUUGAAGAUGGCCGUAUAGUGGAAUCAGGAUCGUACCGUGAACUAGUUAAUCGCGAGCAUUCCAAAUUCCGGGAUUUAAUGGCAGCUCAAUUAGAUGCCGCUUCUAGGCAAGCGCCAUCUUGGAGUCAACCUCCGUCCCUCAAACCAGAGGCGCUUCAGGCCGAAGCAUAA